AUGCUCGAAGUUCUCGGAGACAUCCUGGAUAGCUGGGGAGACGAAUGCGUCGAAGGGCUGGCCAAGAUGCGCCCAGAAGAUAUUUUCCGGAAAGCACGUGACGUCAUGACAGAGCUCGCUCAGCUCACGAGGACACAAGGAGUCUUGAUCGAGAGCCUGAAAGGCGACAUAGAAGGCGUUCGGCAGGAGCUCGACAACGAGACGAAGCAUAGCCUCACAACGCAGCUGCUGCAAUGCCAGGCGCGCAUCGAUGAAGAUAACCGGAUCGCAAAAACAAUUCUUUCGAGGCUCGUUGAAAAAGAUUCCAAAAUCUUCGCCCUCCAAGGAAAACUCAAAAAGUACACACAUACCACGCAGCAAAUGAAGGAGAUUGAGCAAGAGUCUGACUUUCACUUCACCCUCUUAUGCGAAGCCCACAGAAAGAUUCAGGAGAUAAUUCCAGUUCACGAUGAGAUCUUGGCCCGGGCUAGGGCAACAGUGAAGGCUACGUCCGACUGCUUAGACGACGCCUUGGCGGCAGAGGAAGCCUUCCAGGCCGAUGCGAAAGUGAAUGUCGAGGACGUUAUACCUUCUGUCCGUGUGAAGCGGCAGACAGUCAAACCCUGA
Molecule: messenger RNA, 606 nt
Organism: Neospora caninum
Lineage: Eukaryota; Apicomplexa; Conoidasida; Eucoccidiorida; Sarcocystidae
Exons: 6
Coding region: 1-606 (201 amino acids)
Source: RefSeq, a predicted model, not a curated record